Molecule: messenger RNA, 780 nt
Organism: Suillus subaureus
Lineage: Eukaryota; Fungi; Basidiomycota; Agaricomycetes; Boletales; Suillaceae
Exons: 2
Coding region: 63-473 (136 amino acids)
Source: RefSeq, a predicted model, not a curated record
UCUGAUUGGUGGUAGUACCAACUUCCCAAGAUUUUACGAGCGAUUGUAAGACCCUUUAUGUCAUGACAUAUCAUGUAAUAACUGCCCGCAGAUCAUCCGAACUGUUGUCGCACACCCCGGUCGAAUAUGAUCUGCAGAUAUAUCGGUCAGGAGAGUCCGUCCGACACUCACUGAUUAUUUAUAUACCCAACAUGACAAAUAUCAGCGCUGCGACCGAAGCCUAUCGUUCCGCAGUUACUUUUGCGAAUGAUCCUGCGUUUUCCAUGCACGUUGUUACAAGGGAAGAGUAUCUUGAAGUCGGUAGCAAUGCCUCACGAAAGAAAUUCCCUGGAUGGCAGUCAUCGUCUGCACCUGGGGACGCGGAGAUUAGUAAGGCUACUCAGGAGUCAGUGAUGGAAGAUCAGGGUCAGCCUAACCGCAAGCCUAGCCGUUCACGGAUGCGGACGACUACUGCACCUGGCCGUCGCAAAUAGUGGCAUACACACUUGCGGUAAACUACAAUCAGAUGCUAUAAAUUCACACUGAAACACUGAAACACUGAAACCUUAGCACCUCCGUCGGCGCGCGCCGGUGUCAACUUUCCAUAUCUCCUGAUUUACAUAUCAACCACAGUAUCUACAUACAUGUAACAUGACUUCCAACCGCCGAUUCAAGCUAUGUCUUUCACUCCCCGUCAAGAGCACUGGAUUCAUGAUCCCUUGGCGCGCCUCCCGCGACGAUACUAAAAUCAUUUAUCACUUAAGAGUCAACGUCCUCAAUGAAACACGGAGGUUCCUUUAU